Messenger RNA from Mycetomoellerius zeteki, 3302 nucleotides. Its product is annotated as rho GTPase-activating protein 11A. The record is from RefSeq and is a predicted model, not a curated record. The transcript has 6 exons. NCBI's taxonomy places the organism in Eukaryota, Metazoa, Arthropoda, Insecta, Hymenoptera, Formicidae. Bases 134 to 3295 code for a protein of 1053 amino acids. Gene Ontology annotation, biological process: signal transduction. Gene Ontology annotation, molecular function: GTPase activator activity.
CAAUAUGAAAACGGGUGACGAGGAAUACGAGAGUAAACGAUACUUGAACGGCGUGUAAUUAAUAAUAAAUUCUUUGUUCAAGAAUCAAUCAUCACAGAACUUAUAUGGUCUAUAACGCACUGGAAUAUCGAAGAUGUUGAUCUACGAUGUGUUGCACAAGGAGAAGGUGUAUCAUGCUGUCGCCAGCGAUCUUAGAAACCUCGGAGUUAAGUAUCGCUUCAAGAAGAGCAUGCUUAAGAGCGAAAGGCCCGAGGCGUGUAAGGAUAUCUCCAAAAAGGUUUUCAAGACCCCUUUGUUUUAUCAAGCCUUGGACAUUGUUAACUUGUCAUCAGGUGCUAUAGUCCACGUACCCGUGUUUGUCAUUCAAGCCUCUACGUUCCUGGAAGAGCAUGUCGCUCAAGAGGGUCUGUUCAGAAAGGCUGGCUCUCAGGCGCGACAGAGGGAAUUGAUAUCCCGGCUGAAUAACAGCGGUGGUUUAGGUGACAAAAAUAACGCGAUCGAUAUUGCCAAUUGCCUAAAAUCUUUCUUUCGAGACUUGCCAGAGCCACUAAUCCCGUAUGCAUAUCAUGAUUUGUUCGUGCAUUGCGCGUUGCUGAAGAGCCAUCGUGUACAGGCAUUAUUGUUGGCAUGUACGUUGCUACCACCGUAUCACUUAAAUACCUUAGCAUUCUUCAUGGAAUUCUUAAAAAAGGUUUCCAUGUACGAGAAACAGAACAAGAUGAGUAUUGACAACUUGGCGAAAGUCAUUGGACCAAAUAUCAUGCCAUUGCAAGAGACAUCCAUGUCGGCCGUACAAAAUAGAUUGCAAAUGCAUUUAACUAUUGUCAAGAUUCUGAUUGAAAAUGCAGAAGAUAUUGGUAUCCUACCACCUCAUAUUGCUCAGAGUAUUUCUACUGAAACAAGUGGUAGCACAGACAAUGGACUGGAUUCAUUUGAGUUACAUAGAAAGCAUAAAAAGAAGAAGCAUCGUAGUGGAAGUCUUACACGAAUGUUUAAUGGCUUAAAGAAGAUGGUUGGAAAGGGCGCAGAUGAUACACCUAAUAUUAAUCAACCUCAGUCUCUCGUACAUCCAACGCAAUUAAAUGUAGCUCCUAACAAAUUUACCAAGAAACGAAAAGUAAUUGAGAGAGAAUAUCCUCCGAGUAUAAAGAAAAAGAGAACGGCCGAAAAAUUAGACAAAUCAAAAAAAUUAAGAUUAAGUUUAGACAAAUUUGUACCUAAGAAUAAACAAAAGAACGUUGAUGAUAACUUAUCAGAUUCAUAUAUGGGCAAUUACAAAACAUGUAAUGAAAGACGUUGGAGUUCAGUAAGCAACUCUUUUGAUACACAUAAGAUAUGUGAGUACGACAACAGAAUAUCAGAUACGAGAUCAAAGAAAUAUGAUGAACCCUCAAAUAAUGAUUUUCGUCAAGAAUGUAACGAUGUAUUCAUUAAUGCCACUGUGGAUUUAUCAGACGAUGGUGGCGAGCAGGACUUGCUUAUAAAGAAAAGUCGUAAAAAUGGUGAGCAAUGGCAUAUGAAUGUAAGCACAAGUUCAAGAAAAUUGGAUGCUACAGAUGAAAGUGAUAAUAUAUGCUUGUUGACACCUGAGGAAAAGACUGAUUCAGAAGAAUUCACAUUUUUUCCUAGUGGUGACAUAAUAUCUUCAUCAAGUGAUCACUGUGAAGAAGAUUAUGUCAGAAUUCGUAAAAGUGAAUAUGAAGAUAUAAAGAAUCGAGUUUCUGCGAUUGAAUCACGUAUUUCUCAAGAGUUUGGAUGUAUAUAUAACGAGAAAGAUGAUAUCACUACACAUUCGCUAAAUAACAUACAGACAGCGUAUGAAAAAACAUUAGAAGAGGCUAGUAUCGAGAAUACUCUAACAAGCGACUAUCUAGCAAAAAGACUGAGUAAAGAACUAAAAAUUAGAAGAUCGGGAGAACAUAAAAUAAUAAGAUCGCCUAGCGCAAGAAAAAUUGGAUCAUUAAGAAGACGGUCACAAGAAAAGGCUGCAAGCAAACGUAUUAGAAGAACUGCAUCAUGGCAUAUAUCUCCAGAAUUCAACUUACAAAAUCACAUGCAACUCGAAAGACAAGCAAAUGUUUGUCCCAUCGAAAAACAAUCGAUUUAUUCUAAUAAAUACUUGAAGGAGCACUCUCAUUCUGCCGAAAAAUGUAAUGAAAAUAUUUCUAAUAAUAUGAGAGACGAAAUAGCCUGUUUACACAAUCAAAUUAACACAUUGAUUUCUCGUUCAAGCGAACGCAAAAUUUCAAAUAAUAGUGACUUGGAUCUUUCUGGAUUUAAAGAUCUGCAUUUGAAUAACAAUCAUACGACCACAUCUGUGCGUAGAGCGUCAUCUUUUCAUGGAAAAGAUUUUGUAGAUAACUCAUCCUAUUUCGAUAAAAAGAUCGAUGAAUUAAAAAAGGCGAAUAGUCAUCAGAAUAUAGCCUUAAACAAUGAUUGUUUACAAAGUGAUAAGACUGUUUUCGAGAGCUCGAAUAAAAUAUCUUGGAAAGAUGCAGAUAAAUAUUUUAAAUCAGUGUCCCGAAGAAAUACACCUGCUCCACAGACUGGCAGAGCAUCCGUCGCUAAACUUCGAACGCAAAAUGCUGGUAUGGUGCUGGCCAAAGCGAGAUUAUUUGAUGAGGGCACAACGAGGAUAUCCGAAUUUAAAUCGAGUAAUGUAUCAAACAGAAAACAUUGUCUCGACAAUGUAAAUAAACAUUCUCCCAAUAUAGCUAAGGAAAUGAAUGCUGAAUGUUUCAAGCAAACGUGCAACAGGACACAAGUCUCUCGAAAAAAAUCCAAUAAGGAUUCGAAAAAUAAAAGUCGUCACGCAGCGUCAUCUCCAAAUGCGUCGCCAUACAUUAAAACGCAAAUAAUAGAUGCGUCAUUAAAAUCGUUUCAAAAUGGAUUGAACGAACAUUAUGUGCGAAAAUUUGAACUGCAAGAUCAGAAAUGUUUGAAUAAGGAACCAAUUAUACAUCAAACUUUCACCAAAGAUAAAGGGAUCAAUAUCGCGCACGACGCAAGAAUUCAGAAAGAAAACAUCGCUGCAAAAGGAUUGCCAUUGACGAAGAUGCCUGUCAGUACAACGCUAGAAAAUCCAAAUAUGUCUCCUUACAAAUCAGAUGUUAGCAAAACCCCGCAUAUUAAGCGACCUUUAACAAUAAAAACGCCGAAAAGUUCCAAAUUAGUGCGUAGACCUCCAGUUGACACACGUAGAACACCAUUGAAAGCAACGGCACACCUAGGAACCCCAAAACGUCAAAGUCCUAAAAGUAUCUUGAAAUCACGAGCUCUCAGUAUGUAUACGUAACAGAAAG